ACCCUCGUCCAUUAGUAGCAGAGUCUCUUUCUGAUUUCCAGUUUCCGAUUUGGCAUCAAUUGAUCGGAAAUCGAAACUGCAAAAUAACACUCACGAAAUCGGAAAUCUCAAUAAAGGAACCCAAAUCCAAUCGAAUCCAAGGCAACAAUAGAGAGAACAAACACCAUUAAAUCAGAAUCACAGAGAGAGAAAGAGUGUUAAGAGUGGUGUUGUUGUUGUUGGUCGUUGUUGGCAGAAAUGGAUACACUGCCAACGACGUCGUCUAAGAGCGAACGGAGAAGUGGUAGAUCGAAGGCUGCUCAGACCUCUAAGUCUUCUCUCGUCAUGGCUUUCUUUUCUUGCGUCGCUUGGCUUUACGUUGCCGGCAGGUUGUGGCAGGAUGCAGAGAAUCGCAAUUUGCUUGCUACUCUUUUAAAGAAGAAUUCAGCACAGAGGUCCAAGGUUAUUACUGUGGAAGAUAAGCUAAUGAUUCUAGGGUGCAAGGAUCUGGAGAGGAGGAUUGUGGAAGCUGAGAUGGAUUUGACAUUGGCAAAGAGCCAAGGGUUCCUAAAAGGCCAGUCGCAGAAAAGUGGCUCUUCUGAUCCUAAGCUUCUUGCUGUUAUUGGUGUCUACACUGGAUUUGGAAGUAAAUUGAGAAGAAAUGUUGCCCGAGGGUCUUGGAUGCCCAGAGGCGAUGCUUUGAAAAAACUUGAAGAAAGAGGAGUGGUCAUACGUUUUGUAAUUGGUCGGAGUGCUAAUCGAGGUGAUAGCUUAGAUCGCAAUAUUGAUGAAGAAAAUCGCUCAACAAAGGAUUUCUUGAUUCUUGAAGGUCAUGAGGAAGCUCAAGAAGAGUUGCCUAAGAAAGCAAAGAUCUUCUUUAGUACUGCAGUUCAGAACUGGGAUGCUGACUUUUAUGUGAAAGUUGAUGACAGUAUUGACAUUGAUCUGGAGGGAUUAAUUGACCUUCUUAACCGCCGCCGCGGUCAGGAUGGGGCAUAUAUUGGAUGCAUGAAAUCUGGAGAAGUGAUAUCAGAAGAGGGCAAGGCAUGGUACGAACCUGAAUGGUGGAAAUUUGGGGAUGAAAAGUCGUAUUUUCGACAUGCAGCUGGUUCACUUGUUAUAAUUUCAAAGAAUUUGGCGCAGUAUAUUAACAUAAACAGUGCAUCUUUGAAGACUUAUGCCUAUGACGAUACAUCGUUGGGAUCUUGGAUGAUGGGUGUCCAAGCAACGUAUAUAGACGAUAUUCGCCUUUGCUGCAGUAGCAUCAGUCAAGAUAAGGUUUGUUCCUUGGCAUGAUAAGAGAAUUGCAGUCACAUCCUUCACCACUGUUACUUCUAUUGAGGAACUCUUACAUUUUUUGGGAAAAUCAGUGUCAACUUUCAGUUGUCAGCCUUGAGGAUUGUAGGUACUAUGCUUAUAAAUUUCUUUAUAGAUCCAGCGACCUAUUCAUUCUUUUAGAUAUCAGCAGUGAAAUUGAGAGGCUUAAUGUUGACACACUUUGGCCUUUGGAGCUCACUUAAUUUUCUCAGAGGUGCUAUAAUCAUAGUUGGCUCUUUUAAUUUUUUUUUUCUCUUUUUCUUUUUCUUUUUCUUUUUUUCCUUUUCUUUUUUAAUUUAUUUCUUUUGUUUUUUCUUCAUAUUGUUUAUACAAAUCUUCUGUUGAUAGAAAGAAAGCAGCCACUUCCCUUGUUGUACACCUCUACUGUUUGCUACGCUGCGAUGAGAAAAUUGUAGACUUGUAUUAUACCGAGACAUACGAUGAUAUUUUGCGCAAAUCACAUUUUUUAUGAUGCUUUUUCAUUUCCGUAUCA
Arachis stenosperma is the source of this 1789-nucleotide messenger RNA. RefSeq names its product hydroxyproline O-galactosyltransferase HPGT3-like. The record is from RefSeq and is a predicted model, not a curated record. Gene Ontology annotation, molecular function: hexosyltransferase activity. The coding region runs from base 238 to 1275 and encodes 345 amino acids. The transcript has 12 exons. NCBI's taxonomy places the organism in Eukaryota, Viridiplantae, Streptophyta, Magnoliopsida, Fabales, Fabaceae. Gene Ontology annotation, cellular component: Golgi membrane.